ACAGUACUAAAUGCUUGUGGUGCCUUUAAUUAUCACAUGCGUACAGUUAAUCAGAAGCAUUAUUUAUUAUCUCUUUGAACCAUGUAAUAUACUUUUUACAGACACGUUUAGAGCACUGAGAGAUAUCAGGUAUUGAUGUAACUGGAGUGAAUAAGGGAACCUUCUUCCUGAGCACAGACAUUGGAGCCUGUUAUCAGCAUGAACUCAUAUGUGUUAGACAAACAUGUGAAUAGUUCAUAUCCCUCCUUCACUACAGGAAGCAUCAGAAUGAUACCGCAAACUCCAAUAGUCUUAGACACCAAUGACUAUUCACAAACAUUGGGGAUAUCACAGCACAUAUAUAAAAGAGAUGUUGAAUUGGCAGGAACUGGGCAGCAAUCAUUAUGUACAGAGAGUAAUUUAGUCAUCAAACAAGAGGACAACAUUUAUGCCUUAUCUAGUAAAAUUAUUAUCCCCGAGGAUAAACCACACACAUUCAUUCAGUUUUCAAAACAUAUUAAAGAAGGGAAAAGUCUACAGUCUAGCCAAAUGAUUCAUACAAAGGAUAAACCUUUCAAAUCUACAGAAUGUGAGGAAAGCUUUAGAUGGAAGUCUCAUCUACUAGAACACUACAAAAUUCACACAGGUGAGAAACCACACACAUGUCCUGAGUGUGGCAAUUGGUUUAAAAAAAUGGAUCAUCUGAAAACGCAUGAAAGGAUUCACACAGGAGAAAAGCCUUUCACAUGUACAGAGUGUGGAAAAAGUUUUACACAAAAGAGUGAUAUGAAAAAGCAUGAAAGGAUUCACACAGGAGAAAAGCUUUUCACAUGUACAAAGUGUGGAAAAAGUUUUACACAAAAGAGUGAUCUGAGACGACAUGAAAGGAUUCACACAGGAGAAAAGCCGUUCACAUGUACAGAGUGUGGAAAAAGUUUUAAACAAAUGGUUUGUCUGAAAUAUCAUGAAAGGAGUCACACAGGGGAAAAGCCGUUCACAUGUACAGAGUGUGGAAAAAGUUUUACACAAAAGAGUGAUAUGAAAAAGCAUGAAAGGAUUCACACAGGAGAAAAGCUUUUCACAUGUACAAAGUGUGGAAAAAGUUUUACACAAAAGAGUGAUCUGAGACGACAUGAAAGGAUUCACACAGGAGAAAAGCCGUUCACAUGUACAGAGUGUGGAAAAAGUUUUACACAAAUGGUUUGUCUGAAAUAUCAUGAAAGGAGUCACACAGGGGAAAAGCCGUUCACAUGUACAGAGUGUGGAAAAAGUUUUACACAAAAGAGUGAUAUGAAAAAGCAUGAAAGGAUUCACACAGGAGAAAAGCUUUUCACAUGUACAAAGUGUGGAAAAAGUUUUACACAAAAGAGUGAUCUGAGACGACAUGAAAGGAUUCACACAGGAGAAAAGCCGUUCACAUGUACAGAGUGUGGAAAAAGUCAUAUACAAAAGAGUGAUCUGAAAAAGCAUGAAAGGAUUCACACAGGAGAAAAGCCUUUCACAUGUACAGAGUGUGGAAAAAGUUUUACACAAAAGAGUGAUAUGAAAAAGCAUGAAAGGAUUCACACAGGAGAAAAGCUUUUCACAUGUACAAAGUGUGGAAAAUGUUUUACACAAAAGAGUGAUCUGAGAAGACAUGAAAGGAUUCACACAGGAGAAAAGCCGUUCACAUGUACAGAGUGUGGAAAAUGUUUUACAGAAAAGGGUGCUCUAAAAAAACAUGAAAGGAUUCACACAGGAGAAAAGUCAUUCACAUGUACAGAGUGUGGAAAAAGUUUUACACAAAUGGUUUGUCUGAAAUAUCAUGAAAGGAGUCACACAGGAGAAAAGCCGUUCACAUGUACAGAGUGUGGAAAAAGUUAUAUACAAAAGAGUGAUCUGAAAAAACAUGAAAGGAUUCACACAGGAGAAAAGCCGUUCACAUGUACAGAGUGUGGGAAAAGUUUUACACGAAUGGAUUGUCUGAAAAAUCAUGAAAGGAGUCACACAGGGGAAAAGCCUUUCCCUUGUACAGAGUGUGGAAAAAGUUUUACACAAAUGAGUAAUCUGAAAUAUCAUGAAAGGAUUCACACAGGGGAAAAGCCGUUCCCUUGUACAGAGUGUGGAAAAAGUUUUACACAAAUGAGUAAUCUGAAAUAUCAUGAAAGGAUUCACACAGGGGAAAAGCCGUUCCCUUGUACAGAGUGUGGAAAAAGUUUUACACAAAUGAGUAAUCUGAAAUAUCAUGAAAGGAUUCACACAGGGGAAAAGCCGUUCCCUUGUACAGAGUGCGGAAAAAGUUUUACACAUAUGAGUAAUCUGAAAACUCAUGAAAGGAUCCACAAGGGAAGAAACCUUUCACAUGUGUAGAAAGUAGAAAAAAUGUUUUUAUUAAAGUCAGGUUUCACAAAACACCACAUAUUUAUACACAAAUAAACUUUAUAUACACAGUGUACAAACCUUUUUUACAAUUAUUCUAAAGAGGACAAACUCUAUAAAUAGAAGCAUCAAAAAGGAUGUUAUUGUAACUAAUAUUUACUAAAUCCCAGUUAUAAAAGCCCCAGAUUGGAAGUGCUCUCCUGCUGUCCUUUUUUCCUCUAUAUAUGUGCACCUCAGUUUCUGUCAUAUCAAUGUGAUAGAAUUCAAACACCACACAGGAAUAUACAGAUCUAUCCCCAUACUGACCAGUUUACAUAACCAUUCACCACCAAAGCACCCCCAGUGUUGCAUAUUAAUAUGCCAGUGUUUGGAGUUGUAUGUUUGAUUUACAUAGGGGAGAAAAUAAUUACAUUUACAGAAUAAAGGAGUCUUUAUAUGAAUAA
This is a messenger RNA of Bombina bombina (fire-bellied toad), 2780 nucleotides long. RefSeq names its product oocyte zinc finger protein XlCOF6-like. The transcript is spliced from 2 exons. Gene Ontology annotation, biological process: regulation of transcription by RNA polymerase II. The record is from RefSeq and is a predicted model, not a curated record. Bases 199 to 2328 code for a protein of 709 amino acids. NCBI's taxonomy places the organism in Eukaryota, Metazoa, Chordata, Amphibia, Anura, Bombinatoridae. Gene Ontology annotation, molecular function: DNA-binding transcription factor activity, RNA polymerase II-specific; RNA polymerase II cis-regulatory region sequence-specific DNA binding.